Suricata suricatta (meerkat) is the source of this 858-nucleotide messenger RNA. RefSeq names its product exosome complex component RRP43-like. The record is from RefSeq and is a predicted model, not a curated record. Gene Ontology annotation, cellular component: nuclear exosome (RNase complex); cytoplasmic exosome (RNase complex). Gene Ontology annotation, biological process: TRAMP-dependent tRNA surveillance pathway; exonucleolytic trimming to generate mature 3'-end of 5.8S rRNA from tricistronic rRNA transcript (SSU-rRNA, 5.8S rRNA, LSU-rRNA); nuclear polyadenylation-dependent rRNA catabolic process. Lineage: Eukaryota; Metazoa; Chordata; Mammalia; Carnivora; Herpestidae.
AUGAGUAAGGCAGGGUACAAGUUGCAUAACCAGAGUAGCCCUUGUCGAAGCCCUGGGAGAAGAAAGAACCUUGUUGCAGGGCCAGCCAGAGCUGGGAGGAUUCAGGCACUUAGAUUUCUGAAAGACAACUGCCGUCCUGAUGGAAGAGAACUUGGUGAAUUCAGAACCACAACAGUCAACAUAGGUUCAAUUAGUACUGCAGAUGGUUCCACGUUAGUGCAGGUGGGAAAUGCUACAGUAAUUUGUGGGAUUAAGGCGGAAUUUGCAGCACCACCAACAGAUGCUCCUGAUAAAGGAUAUAUUGAUUUUGGUUCUGGACCUCCUGGAGAAGAGGCCCAAGUGGCUAGCCAGUUCAUUGCAGAUGUCAUUGAAAAUUCACAGAUAAUUCAGAAAGAGGACUUAUGCAUUUCUCCCGGAAAGCUCUCUUCGGUUCUGUACUGUGGUAUCAUUUGCCUUGACUAUGAUGGGAACAUCUUGGAUGCCUGGAAAUUUGCUCUGUUAGCAGCUUUAAAAAAUGUACAGCUACCAGAAGUUACUAUAAAUGAAGAAACUGCCUUAGCAGAAGUUAAUUUAAAGAAGAAAAGUUACUUGAAUAUUAGAACUCAUCCAGUUGCAACCGCUUUUGCUGUAUUUGAUGACACUCUGCUCAUAGUUGACCCCGGAGAGGAGGAGCAUCUUGCAACUGGAACCUUAACAGUAGUAACGGAUGAGGAAGGCAAACUAUGUUGUCUCCACAAACCAGGUGGAAGUGGGCUGACUGGAGCUAAACUUCAGGACUGUGUGAGCCGAGCAGUUACCAGGCACAAAGAAGUAAAAGAACUAAUGGAUGAAGUAAUUAAGAGUAUGAAACCCAAGUAA